CUAAGAUCAAGAGUUUCAAAUUUCUUUGACCAUUUCCUGUUCCCUCCAGAAUCUCAAUUCUUGCCACCGUUUUUAGGCAUAUUAUAGUACGCUCUUGAUAAAUUCUUCAUCUUCACUUUCUGUGCUGGUAGCGAUAGAAGGGCUUGGGAAAUCAAGUGUAUAUGUAUAUGUAGUAUACAGAUUCUACCCACCUAGCAAUGCAGUACACAUGCAUGCAUGCAUCACCACAACUAUGCAUGCACAUACACCCGGCACACAAUACAAUUCAACUACCUCAAUAAGUAUAGUAUCACAUGGCACACAAAUCUGGUAGUUCAUUGUGUGUUGUAUGCCAGGUGGUGAUGAUAUAAUGCCACUACCAAAAGCAGUCUUCUCACAUGUCACACAACACUACCUAAUGCAGUCAUCACAUGAUACACAACACAUAAAGGAAUGCAAUUUAGAGCAGUAUAAUUAUGGUUGAUCAGGUACUUUACUUAAUUAAUAAACGUGUGGGACACAAUGUGUCAAUAAAGAACCUAGAGUGCAUAAAUCAGAAAUGAGUGCAACAUCCACAGCAAAUAUGCUGUCUAGAAGUAUUCUCAGCUGGUUAGUGCUACUGACCCUAGCUACUGUUACCAGGAGUGAGCACUAUCGUAUUGUGCCAGUGGAUUCAACCGACUCGUGUAAUGGCUAUCGAAAUGGAACUUGUUUCACUCUCGAGCAGCUUGUUCAAACAGACCUGCUAUCUGGUGGAGACAAUCUCACCUUGAGCUUUCUACCUGGACAUCAUGUGUUAACUGAGCAGUUAUUGAUUCGUAACUUCUCACAUGUGCAAAUCACUGGUCAGAACACAAGUACAACUGCAGUUGGAUUCCAUAGCAAUGGUGCGAUACGUUUUGUUAGUAUUACCAAAUUGAAUAUUGAACGCUUGGGUUUUAUUGGAGCGAAUGUUGGAUUACAAAACUCACAUCAAGGUUUGAUCAUUGAUGGUGCCAAUGAUGUGUACAUCAAAGACUGCAACUUUUCGGACUUUGUAUUACUCAAUCAAGCGGAAAACCACCUCGUUAAGAUUACUAAUACUCAAACUGCAACAGUUGAGAGCACUCUCUUUAUGAACAACAUUGGUCGGGCACUGCACGUUGAGGCUGAUGAUGUGUACAUAACAAACAGUGUGUUCACUAGAAAUGAUGGAGGUGCAGUUUUCAUUAAAUCAAACAACGCACUGAUCAACAACACAGAGUUCAACUAUAACAGUGCUGAGAGCGGAGGAGCAGUAGAAGUGGUAUCUGGUGCUGUAGUGAUCACUUGGUGUAACUUCACAAAUAACAAAGCUUCUCAGAAUGGUGGAGCGAUUAGUGUUGUCUCAGGUAGUGUGUCCAUUUCCAACAGUGAGCUGACAAACAACAGUGCUGACUAUUAUGGUGGAACGAUUAAUGUUGACUCAGGUAAUGUGUCCAUCUCCAACAGUGAGCUGACAAACAACAGUGCUGACUCUUAUGGUGGAGCGAUUUAUGUUAUCUCAGGUAGUGUGUCCAUCUUCAACAGUGAGCUGACAAACAACAGUGCUACUAACUAUGGUGGAGCGAUUAGUGUUCACUCAGGUAAUGUGUCCAUCUUCAACAGUGAGCUGACAAACAACAGUGCUGACUAUAGUGGUGGAGCGAUUGUUGUUGGCUCAGGUAGUUUGUCCAUCUCCAACAGUGAGCUGACAAACAACAGUGCUGAGUAUUAUGGUGGAGCGAUUUAUAUUUUCUCAGUUAAUGUGUCCAUAUCCAACAGUGAGCUGACAAACAACAGUGCUAACUAUGGUGGAGCAAUUGUUGUUGACUCAGGUAAUGUGUCCAUCUCCAACAGUGAGCUGACAAACAACAGUGCUGACUAUUAUGGUGGAACGAUUAAUGUUGACUCAGGUAGUGUGUCCAUCUCCAACAGUGAGCUGACACACAGCAGUGCUGAAUAUGGUGGAGCAAUUUAUGUUCUCUCAGGUAGUGUGUCCAUCUCCAACAGUGAGCUGACACACAACUUUGCUAAAAAGGGAGGGGUAAUUUAUGUCUUCCAAUCUUCCACCUUGAUCAUCCAUAACACUGACAUUACUAAUAACAUGGCCAGUUUGAACAUUUUGCAAUCAAACGUAACAUUCACUGGAAGGAAUAUUGUCAGUAACAAUGGUCGUCCCAUUUAUGCUUUCAAUAGUCGAAUCGAGUUUAAUGGACCUACAAUACUGAGUAACAAUCAUGGUGUGUUUGGUGGAGCUAUCAGCGCUGACCAUAGUCAAAUAUAUAUUAACACGAAAGGAGUGAUCAUCACCAACAACACAGCUACCUCUGGAGGAGGGAUAUUUCUGAGAGAGAGUACACUCCUUGUAAAAGAGCCAAUAAAGAUCUAUCACAACACAGCACAGGAUGGUGGGGGCAUUUAUGCAUAUUCCAGUAGAGUUGAGUUCCAAUCAGUGCAGAUGGAAAAUGCAUAUGGCUAUCUAAUUCCUCCAAAAAGUGAGAUUCCUCUACAGAGUGAGAUUCCUCCACAGAGUGAGAUUGCUCACAACAUUGCUGAGAAUGGUGGAGGUAUACAUGCAGUAUCUUCAACUAUUAAACUAACUCAAUCACAUGUCAACAUUGACUCAAACACAGCUAACACAAGUGGAGGUGGAGUGUAUCUACAGCAAAGUUCGAAACUGUACCUAUUUAAAAUGAAUGAAGAAUAUACUCAGGAUCGAUAUGUCAAGCUAAUGAGUAACAACAACUUGGCUCAGUACGGAGGGGGGAUAUUUGUGGCAGAUGACACACAGAGUGGUGCCUGCAGAGGAGGGGCCACAGAAGAUGAUGCAACUCGAACUAUUUUUGCUAACUGCUUCAUUCAAACAAUUAAACUGUAUGAGUCCCGCUCUGAUUCAAACUAUUUCAACACAAACUAUUUCAACACAUUCAUGACUGACAACACGGCUACCCAGUCAGGAGCAGACAUCUACGGAGGUCUGUUGGACAGGUGUACAGUAAGUCAAAAUGCUGAAUAUAAAUCUUUAAACGGAUUGGACUACGUAAAAAAAACUGUCAACUCCUCCAUCGAGCCACUAUCAAUCUCCUCUAGGCCUGUUCAAGUAAUUUUGUGCAACUAUUCACAAUACGACUAUGGUUCUACAAAAAAAGGACACACAUUUACAAUCAGUGUUAUGGCUGUUGACCAAGUUAGAAAUCAAAUGAAUGCCACAAUUCGCAGUUCUGUUGUCAGUGAGAGUGGACGUGAUCGUUUCAAAGAAGGACAGGCAAAACAUGAAAUUGGUAAUCGGUGCACAGAAUUAGAGUACAAUGUAUUCUCACAAGACAGCUCUGCUCAAGUGGAACUCUAUGCCGAGGGUCCAUGCAUCAAUUUAGGAAUUUCAAGACAACUUAUAAAUAUAUAUUUUCAACCCUGCAUAUGCCCUAUUGGACUUCAGCCAAUUCAGUCCGAUAUUGAGUGCAGGUGUGACUGUGAUCCAGACUUGCAACAAAGAUAUCAGAUAACAAACUGUUCCGAUGAAAAUGGUACCAUAAAGUUGGAAAGCAAUAACAACAUAUGGAUAGGAGUAACUAAUACCACUAACGGAACAGGGUAUAUUGUUAGUAACUGUACAUUUGACUAUUGUGUAGAAAAACCAGUCAACAUCAGUCUAAGCAACCCUGACGAACAAUGUGCUUACAAUCGAAGUGGUGUCUUGUGUGGAGAAUGUGAACCAGGACUAAGUCUUGUGCUGGCUACGUCAAACUGUCAAAAAUGCUCUAAUUUUUCCCUUCUUCUACUAAUUCCAUUUGCGCUGGCAGGCAUAUUGCUAGUUGCUUUAAUUCUUGUGCUCAACUUCACUAUAGCAACUGGAAAUAUUCAUGGCCUCAUUUUUUACGCCAACAUAGUAGCUGCUAAUAGAGCAAUUUUCUUUCCUAGUUUAAACAACUUUUUAACAGUUUUUGUAUCAUGGGUGAAUCUUGAUUUAGGUAUUGAGACAUGUUUUUACAAUGGAAUGAACUCUCAACGAAAAGUACUCCUUCAACUUGUCUUCCCAGUUUACUUGUUUCUUCUAAUGUUUCUAAUCAUCAUGUUGAGCAAAUAUUUUGACUCAUUUGCAAAGCUCCUCUCCAACAGGAACCCAGUUGCUGCCUUAGGCACACUCAUCCUACUCUCUUACUCCAAACUCUUACGGUUUGUCAUUGCUGCACUGCAACACAGGGUCUUGGAUUAUCCUGAUGGUACAAGUGAUAUAGUUUGGGUGUACGAUGGCAAUGUGCAAUACUUCGCUCCUGAUCACAUCCCUCGGUUUGUUGCUGCAGCCAUUAUCCUCAUUGCUAGUGUAUUGUUCACUGUACUACUCUUCUUUGGACUAUGGUUUCCACGCUGUUCCAAGGUUAUGAUAUGGACCAAGAAUACAAAGUACACUGGCUUCAUGGAUGCAUACCAUGCUCCAUUCACUCCCAAGCAUCGCUACUGGGUGGGACUGCUUCUCUUUGCUUUAAUUAUUCAUAAUCUAGUAGCUGCCAUGGCUCUCGACACUUACCUCCCUAUUCUAUCAGCUGAGGUUCUAUCAGUUGGACUGAUUGUCUGGAAACUACUAAAUAAUCGCUUGUACAAAAGUAAGUUUUGUGAUUCCCUCGAAACUCUUUAUCUAUUCGAUGUUGCUAUUCUAGCGUUUGGUACCUCUUAUGUCAAAGAUACGAAUAAAGAUCAGUCAGCACUAGCCAAUACUUCGAUGGCUAUAUCAUUCACCUUAUUUGUGACAACACUCUGCUAUCACUUUUACCAAGUCGUACUCAAGAAGAGCAAUACAUGGCUGAAGAUAGAAGACACCAUAAGAAACUUACGAGCUGGUGCUGCAGACAUGAGACUUCGCCGAGCUAACAAUGCCCGGGAAAUGUAUCAGCUGGUAGCCGAUGAAAAUGAUGAAGAUGAAUUACUCAAAGCAGUAGACGACUAUGAACAAAGAGACGCCUUGAACCCACCUUACACUGAUGGAGCCGUGGAAGAAGCUGACCCUGAUCGUUACAUCACUCCUCCCAUCAUCAGACCAGCCACGAGGCCGGACCAGCUGAGACUAUCCUACAUGGAUGAUCUAGCCCCUCUCACCACAGAGGACUACAGACCAGCCCCUCCUCCUCUAAGAGUCAACCAUCGUCCUGCUGUUACACACACAGAAAUCGGCCAUAUACGCAAUGAAGUAUAAACUGUUUUAUUUAGCUGAAGUACCUUAUCAUGUAAAUAACAUUUGUAGGGAUUGUUAGUUCCAACAGUUACUGUCGUUAGCACUUGUUUAUGUCACUACAGUUUAAAGAGAGAUAUGCUUUUUUUGUAGAUUCUUGUAGAUUUAUUUUUUGUAGAUAUUUAAUGGUUGUGGUAUAUAUGAAUUGUUUC
This is a messenger RNA of Halichondria panicea, 5355 nucleotides long. RefSeq lists its product as uncharacterized. Bases 539 to 5167 code for a protein of 1542 amino acids. The record is from RefSeq and is a predicted model, not a curated record. NCBI's taxonomy places the organism in Eukaryota, Metazoa, Porifera, Demospongiae, Suberitida, Halichondriidae. The transcript has 2 exons.